Messenger RNA from Toxotes jaculatrix (banded archerfish), 2877 nucleotides. RefSeq lists its product as uncharacterized. Gene Ontology annotation, molecular function: DNA binding. The transcript is spliced from 5 exons. NCBI's taxonomy places the organism in Eukaryota, Metazoa, Chordata, Actinopteri, Toxotidae. The record is from RefSeq and is a predicted model, not a curated record. Bases 1477 to 2382 code for a protein of 301 amino acids.
CACGUCACACACACACUGGUCAUCUGCGCUGCGUCCGCGUUACUGUCGUGAUGAUGAUGAUGGUGACAGCAGUGUGUCGCUGUUACCGUCACGUGUCAUCACAGGUGGAGGAAGUCCUCAGCUGCUGCUCUGUUCAGUAGCACCGAGGAACAAUCCGUCACGUGCUUCAUCAUCUCUGAGGCUUUAACGUGGGAACAUGUUGCAGCUGUUCCAGAUGUUGCAGCUGUAGCUGGAACACGUUCCUCAGUUUCUGGAUUCGACUCCUCAGCGUCACAUUUGGUAAAAUCUUGGUCAGUAAAGCGUCAGAUCAGUGAGGUGCAGUGAAAUCAUGUGGAGCACAGGUAAAGUAACGUAAAGCGUCAUGUCUUCAUCUUCCGCUGACCGGUCCAGGCCCGGUCCACAGUGCACCGAAGUCCUACGGCACCUCCCACAGGUGGUGAGCCCAUGGGAGGUGGUGCCGCCUGGAGUGGGGUUCAAACCCACGACCCUGAGAGAUUGAGUCUCAUGCUUUGCCAACUGAGCUGAGCGGGCGGCAGUAACAUGAAGUGGAGAGAGUGAAGUACAGGUACAGAGCAUCGAUGACUCAGGAUCAAUAAGGUCAUUAUGAGCAUCCAGGUCGUUCAGUGACCGAUGAUCAGUUCAGAGCUGAGAUUUUUACUCUGUGCCUCUGUCCUGUUGUGCAGUGUGGCACUGUAGCCUAUGGGGGGCACUGCAGCUCAAACAGCAUCAGAAAGUCUCCCUGAGUUUAUUUCAUCUUUCAGCUGUUUCCUUCUCAGAGAAGAAGGUAAAUAAGGACACGUCCAGGCGUGACGGACUUUGAAGGUCAACAGGUGAGAAGCAAACAUUUAGUCCUGUGGUUCUCAUCCAGGGGAGUCGUGGGAUCAUUCCUGCUCUGAGGUGUGAUUCACCUCAGAGCAGGUUUUAGUGAGCCAAAGUGUGUGUGUGCAAACUUUUCCUCGUUGGUGCUUCGUGCCUCAGAAAACGAAAAGGUGCCAGCUGUUAAAACUGAACACAACUAAACAAAGCUGCCAUCACAAACAAAGCAUUAUUUAUUAUUUAUUUACAUUAUUUAUCAGAUCCAUGACAAUAAUCACUCAGAAUCUGUGGCCUCAGACUCAGAGAUGAUCGUCAUCAUCAUCAGCCACAGUACCUGCUGAAGGUCACGGUCCAUUGAAGGGGUGCAGUUCUGAGGGCCGCACGCUGGACACUGUCCUCCCCUGUCCUCCCCUGUCCUUCCCUGUCCUCCCUUGUCCUCCCUUGUCCUCCCCUGUCCACAAAAACCACUAACAGAAUAAGUCUACAUGUGCUUUGUGGAUUAGAGAAGGUCUAUGACCAGAUCCUGUGGGAAUUCCAAAAACACACGUGCACAUCAGGUGAACUGGCUACAUUGGCCCCAGGUGUGAAUGUGUGCUUGUGGGAUUGUCUGUCUUUGUGUGUCAGUCCUGUGAUGGACAGGUCCAGGGGGAACCCCGCCUCAUGCCCGUAGUCAGCUGGGAUAGGAUGGACACAGUGGUGAAGGUGGAGUCAGGUGUGUCGGCUUUCUCACCAUCACACAUCGCUGAGCUUCAUUUCCUGCGUUCGAGGGUUCGAGAGAUGGAGAGAGAGAAAGCAGAGCUCUUGGCUGAGAACCAGAGGCUGAAGAACAUGCUGGUCCACGAGAUCCCUGGGCUCAUGUCCACUAUGUGGCAGAUGUUGGGCCAGGCCAGUCACCACUCAGUCUCCAUGGCAACAGGUGGGACAGACAGCUACGCUCCUUAUCACCACCACACAGAGACCAAUCAGGACGGAGACUUCAGCCCUCAGGUCCAGGUCCAGCAGCUGCAGGAGGAGCUGAACGGGAAUCUGUCCUGGGGUCCACUGGGCUCCGAGGACGAGGAGGUGCAAGGAGGAGCCGACCUGGGCCUGGGGAGUCACAUGGGGGAGGAGGCGCCGCUCUGCAGCCAGACCGACAUGGAGGAGCUGAGGAGGAGCUGCUCUGAGAGCCAGUGUGCCGCUGGAGAUGCAACCGGACAGGUGAGCCAGGUGGAGGUGUAUCCAGGAUCUGGUGUGCUGUGCGAUGUGCGGUCGUGGCAGGCAGCCAAUCAGGCACAGUCUCCCACAGCAAUGGUGCGGAUGCUGCUGCUGGGCGUGUUUGAUAUGAACACGCUGAUGAACAGUAACCUGAGAGGUGGGCGGAGCCGCCGGCCUGCCUUCCACCCACAACGGAGUGCGCUCGACCCCCACAAGAUCAACGCCAUCUUCAUGUCCCUCUCUUUCUCAGACGCCAUCUUGGCUCGGUUUCCUCUCGCCAAGAAAGGAGUCAUUGGCUCUGGCAUCAACUCCAAACUCUCUGAGAUCCGUUUCCGCUCCCGCAGAGCCAAUCGAGAUCCCCGGUUCCUCUGACGGACAGCUGGACGGCCCCGCCUACCUCAACAAAAACAACAUGGAUCGUCCAAUUAGAAUGCAGCGGUGUGGAGCUGCUACACCAAUGGGCGGUGCUGGUUCAGGUUCAGGUCUGGUUCUGAUGUCACUGAGUCAGCAGCUCUGUUGCUAUAGCGACCUGUUGGAGAGCUGUGCGUUGCCGUGACAGUGCAGUGACCUCUCUGUCUGUCUGUCUGUCUAUCAGACUAAAGGAUGAAGGAGGACACAUGGUGACAGACAGAGAGGUCUGUCUGUCACCAUGUGUCCUCCUUCAUCUUAGAUAGAAGCUGCUGAUCUCCAUUGUGGUCUACUGUGUCUUGGACAGAGGAACAGAGGGACAGGAGGUCAGAGGGACAGAGGGACAGGAGGUCAGAGGGGCAGAGGGACAGAGGGACAGGAGGUCAGAGGGACAGAGAGACAGAGGGACAGACUGGUGCUGGUGUCGUGUGUCAGACAUGUUUGUGUUUCUCUGUAAAU